AUUGUGAACAUCACUACAGCCCAGGCUAUCCACAAGACAAAAGUAAUCUCAGAUUUGACUGCCAGCUUUUAAUAUUUCUCUUAACCAUUAAAAACACACCUCCUGUUUUACUGGCGUGAUGGAGAAGGUCCAAUACCUCACUCGUUCUGCCAUAAGAAGAGCAUCAACUAUUGAAAUGCCUCAACAAGCAAGACAAAAUCUCCAGAACCUAUUUGUCAAUUUCUGCCUCAUCUUAAUAUGUCUCUUACUGAUCUGCAUCAUUGUGAUGCUUCUCUGAAGAUCUGCACUAGCCUCAUGUGUGCAAAUUAUCACCACCACCAAAAAAUGCCAUCCGAUAAAAAGUGGAAAACAAUGCUAUAUAAUAGACCGCUACCUAAGCAGAAUCUCCUCGUGAAAUUCAA
Suncus etruscus (white-toothed pygmy shrew) is the source of this 401-nucleotide messenger RNA. It is a transcript of the gene PLN, whose product is annotated as phospholamban. Gene Ontology annotation, cellular component: sarcoplasmic reticulum; membrane. Gene Ontology annotation, biological process: negative regulation of ATPase-coupled calcium transmembrane transporter activity; negative regulation of heart rate; negative regulation of calcium ion import into sarcoplasmic reticulum. The transcript is spliced from 2 exons. Lineage: Eukaryota; Metazoa; Chordata; Mammalia; Eulipotyphla; Soricidae. The coding region runs from base 119 to 277 and encodes 52 amino acids. The record is from RefSeq and is a predicted model, not a curated record. Gene Ontology annotation, molecular function: ATPase inhibitor activity.